AGAGAGACAGAGAGAGAGAGAGAGAGACUCAGUCCGGACUCUUAUUCUCUAAAACACAAGAGCAAAAACUACAGUCCACAACCCGAGCGCAGGGAUUUACCUUUGAACGAGUGUUUUUUCUGGAUGUGAGAAGUUUAAAAGUCUGUUUCUGAGAAGUGUGUGUGUGUGUUGUCUUCGAGAAGUUUCUGUGAUGUGAUUUGCGAGGGUGAUGAUGAAGGUGACGUUGAUGAAGAUGAGGUUGGAUUAUUUUCCGGAUUCGUCCAGCAUCAUGAUGUGAUCUGGUGUCAUGUGAUGUGCGUGUCCUGGACAAGCUGAGACACAGAGACAGAAGAGACAGAGACAGAAGUGUGAAAGUGUCCUUGAUGGAGCGCCUGGUGUCCAUCUGGCUGCAGCUGGAGCUCUGGGCCAUGGCUGUGCUCUUAACCAGAGGAGAGAUCCGCUGUUAUUGUGACUCGCCCCACUGUGUGGCUACGGGUUACAUGUGCAAGUCGGAGCUUAACGCCUGCUUUACGCGCAUCUUGGAUCCCCAAAGCUCCAAAUCUCCACUCUCGCACGGCUGCUACGACCCCGUGCUGAACGCAGGGAGCGCGUGCCGAGCCGAGGCUACCCAGGAUGCCAUGCGCGGCCCUGUCACGCUCGAGUGCUGUCAUGAGGAUAUGUGCAAUUACAGAGGUCCGCAGGAUCUUAGCUACGGCCGGGGAGAGAGCCUGGAUCAUCGGAGUCGUACUCAGGCUGAAGGCGGCCGCCAGAUAAUCGCCCGCGUGCAGGAAAUCCCCUCGGCCAAGGAAGUGUGGUUCCGCGCCGCCGUCAUCGCCGUACCGAUUGCCGGCGGCCUCGUGCUCGUCCUCCUCAUCACGCUGGCUCUGCGGAUGCUCCGCAGCGAGAACCAGCGCCUGAGGCAGCAGCGACGCGAGAUGCUCUCUCGCCUCCACUACGGCUUCCACGGCCAACAUCUGGCCAAAAGCCGCAGCGCCAAACUCGACCUGGAGUGCAUGAUGCCUCUGGGAGGACACGAGAGCUGCUGUCUGACCUGCGAUAAAAUCAGACAAUCCGAUCCGAGCAGCCAGAGACUCUUAUCGCUGGUGCACUGGGGACGUCACGGCCCGAGAGGCAAGUUGGAGUUGGUCUGAACUCUAUCGGCAAAGCGUCAUCGUCGCGGCGGCUGCUGCUGCUGUAGAAGCACUUUACUUGAAUCUGGCACAAGAGACCUUUAAAAAAAAGUGGACCUCUUUCUAAUAACCGAAGGAAAACAAAAACGAAAAUGAGACGCGUGUCCAAGAUUUGCACUUUUGUAUAGAGAAGAAGAAGAAAAAAAUGGACGGCUUAUAUGCUUCCUAAGUGUACAGAUUUGUCCGUGUAAAUAAUACAUGACACAAAAUCA
Clarias gariepinus (North African catfish) is the source of this 1381-nucleotide messenger RNA. RefSeq names its product BMP and activin membrane-bound inhibitor homolog (Xenopus laevis) b (gene bambib). The record is from RefSeq and is a predicted model, not a curated record. Gene Ontology annotation, biological process: transforming growth factor beta receptor signaling pathway; negative regulation of transforming growth factor beta receptor signaling pathway; positive regulation of canonical Wnt signaling pathway. The coding region runs from base 363 to 1130 and encodes 255 amino acids. The transcript has 3 exons. Gene Ontology annotation, molecular function: frizzled binding. Lineage: Eukaryota; Metazoa; Chordata; Actinopteri; Siluriformes; Clariidae.